AUGAUGAAUAUGAAGCUUGGUACCAUCUAUAAUCCCGGACUCACUUCGGUCGUGCUGGGCUUUGUUCCGUUUGGGAUGAAGUAUAUGCGCUAUAUGCAGAAGCAUGGCUUGCUCUCUACACGUGACUGGGUGCUUGGGGUCGUUGGUGCCGGUGCAGUUGGCUAUACUCUUCUUCUCAAAUACACCUUUGGCUGGCUUCCCGACCACAAUACGCCGUAUCCUUUUACUCCCUCUGAGAUGACGCGAUGGGGUGCCAGGCUCGCGGGAUUGGCAUAG
This is a messenger RNA of Penicillium longicatenatum, 276 nucleotides long. RefSeq lists its product as uncharacterized. The transcript has a single exon. The coding region runs from base 1 to 276 and encodes 91 amino acids. NCBI's taxonomy places the organism in Eukaryota, Fungi, Ascomycota, Eurotiomycetes, Eurotiales, Aspergillaceae. The record is from RefSeq and is a predicted model, not a curated record.